This is a messenger RNA of Cucumis sativus (cucumber), 766 nucleotides long. RefSeq names its product 60S acidic ribosomal protein P2. The record is from RefSeq and is a predicted model, not a curated record. The transcript has 4 exons. Gene Ontology annotation, biological process: cytoplasmic translational elongation. The coding region runs from base 163 to 573 and encodes 136 amino acids. Gene Ontology annotation, molecular function: structural constituent of ribosome. Lineage: Eukaryota; Viridiplantae; Streptophyta; Magnoliopsida; Cucurbitales; Cucurbitaceae. Gene Ontology annotation, cellular component: cytosolic large ribosomal subunit; ribosome.
UACAGAAAGGGCAGCAGCAGCUUUAUAUUCCAUUAACAGAAUAUCCCCUUCCUAAUUUCUUUAUGAGCUGAUCACCUCUGCUCUCUCACUUUCUCACCAUCACCCUUUCAUUUCUUCUGCAUUCUCAGCAGCUUUAAUUUGCUCAUCUCAAGAAGACGAAUCAUGAAGGUGGUUGCUGCUUAUUUGCUUGCUGUUUUGGGUGGAAACAAAAUCCCAUCUGCUCAAGAUAUCAGGGUUGCUGCUUAUUUGCUUGCUGUUUUGGGUGGAAACAAAACCCCAUCUGCUCAAGAUAUCACCACCAUUCUCUCCUCUGUUGGAGCUGAAGCUGAGGUUGAAAAGAUCGAGCUGCUUAUUGCUGAACUUAAGGGCAAGGAUAUAACUGAGCUUAUUGCCUAUGCGAGGGAGAAGAUGGCAUCAUUACCUACAGGCGCUGUCGUUGCAGCUGCUGUGGCUGCAGUCCCCUCUACCGUCGAUACUGCUGCUCCUGUUGGAGCUGAGGCUAAGAAAGAGGAGAAAGAUGAUGCUAUGGACUCUGAUGAAGACAUUUGCUUCUCUCUGUUUGAAGACGAGUAAGGACUUGGGCUCUUCCUUGUAGUUUCGCUUGGAAUUAGGCUUCUAAUGUUGCUAGACACUGGUUGUUGAAAUUAUCAGAUUUUCUUUCUUGGAUUGAUGAUCUUUUGCUUUGAGCAGCAAGAAAACAAGCUUUUAAUCUUGACUGUCUGAUUACCUAGUUUAUAUAUAUUUUGCUAUUUCUCUUUUUGUUCAA